UCCAUUGUGUUUACGUGAAAUCCUCGAAAGAUGUAAAUUGUAAACAAAAACACGUGCGAGGGGGAUGCCAAGUGCGUCUGAUUAGUUUUGGAGUUUUAAGCCAUAAGUCUUUCAGUUCAAUGAUGAGUGAUGUUAGAACUUUUAUAAAUCCCAUCCAAACAAACUGUGAAUAAACUAGACUUCCUUGGGCCUAAUUUAAAAGGCUACUUUAGGUAUCGAGUAUGUCACGCAAAUCUGCCACUAGAAAGUCUACAUCUCUGUGGGAGAAAUGUGAAGUUUGCCAGGCAGUUAUAUCUCAAAAGGAUCAUGCUACACAUCUAAAUGGAUCGUGCCCUCAGGCACCAGAAGCAUGGAAUCAUGCUUACAUUAUGGAUGGUGUUUUGUAUAGCACACUGGAACAGUUGCCAUCAGUUGAAUCGUUGAAAAAUUUGCCCUCUCAAGAACGUGAGAAAUUAGUACUUCUGUCACAGUCUGCUCUUCAGAUUUGUGGUAUGGUGAUUGGUGAUCCAGUAAUUAUCAGUUCAAAAGGGAAUUCUGCUGUGAAAAUUGCCUGGCCUACUUCAGAAAAGUCUGUAACAUCAGUUUUAAUGAUAAAAGAAGGGUUGGAAAUAUUUAGAGGACAAUUUGGUGAUCAAAUUUGUGUAAGGAAGUUGAAUGUGAAACCACUACCUGCCCAAGAAGUUAGGCUCAAGCCACUGACUCACAUAGAAACUUCUUCAGACCUUUCACUACUGAUUCAUCACCAAUAUAAUAGCAGCAUAAUUUCUGUACGAAACAGGCUAAGAAUUUUACACUAUGGCAGACCUCUGACAUUUGAAGUGACUGACAUUAAACCAUAUAAAACGUGUGAUGUAAACAUUGAAGAGGCAGCAGAUGAUAUUUCUAGGCUGAAAAUUGAAGAAUCGGAAACCUUUUCGGAGUCAUGCCAAGCGAAGAAAAGUGUGGAAGUUAUGAAUGACAUUGAAGUUUAUUCAGUGAUCAGCAGCACUUCAUGGGUUCUUCAGCGGACAAGUGCAUUGCCAGCUGAUGACAAACAGGAUAUUACUGUGGACGAUGUAGGAGGCAUGGUGGACAUUGUAAAUGAGAUUACAGAGCUAAUGAACCUAGCAUUUGGGGAUGUUAAGCCAUUUGCAGGUUUGCGACCUACACGAGGAGUUUUGCUGCACGGUCCACCAGGUGCAGGAAAAUCAUUUAUAGCAAGAGCAAUUGCAAAUUCCAGUGGUGCAUCUGUUACUUACUUACACAGCUCGGAGCUGACAUCAGAUGCUAAAGCUAAGCUAUCGGCUCUUUCAUCUGUCCAAGGACAACAUGUUGCUAUCAUUGAUGAUGUGGAUGUUACUUGCCGUAAGCGGGGACCUGGAUCCGUGUCACUGUGCUUGUUACUUGACAGCCUGCAUUCUGCUGCAAGUAGGGUCAUCGUACUGGCUACCACUCGACAUCCCGAUGAUCUUGAUCCCACACUUCGUCGCCCAGGGAGGUUGGAACGUGAGAUUGAAGUAGGAGUGCCAAACCCAGCUGCACGUUUGGAUAUCCUGGGUCGCCUGCUACCAGAUGUCACCCAUGACGUGCUGAGUGAUGCAGCAGCAGCUGCCCAUGGGUUUGUGCCGGCAGACCUGGCAUCUCUAGCAUCACAUGCAGUGCUGUCAGCUGCUCGUCGCGGUGCUUCACAGCCAGUGGAAGAUGAUUUUGCUGCUGCCUUCUUGCAAGUUCGUCCGAGUGCACUACGCGAGGUCCUUGUUCAAGUGCCAAAUGUGCAGUGGAGUGACAUUGGUGGCCAACAUGAUUUGAAACUCAAGCUUCGCCAAGCAGUGGAGUGGCCACUGCGUCAUCCUCAAGCCUUUUCACGUCUUGGUAUCUCACCGCCACGUGGUGUUCUGAUGUUUGGACCACCUGGGUGUUCAAAGACUAUGAUUGCUAAAGCACUUGCAACAGAGAGCAAGUUAAAUUUCAUCUCAAUAAAAGGACCAGAGCUGUUUAGCAAGUGGGUAGGAGAAUCUGAACGAGCAGUUCGUGAAGUCUUCCGCAGAGCACGACUAGUAGCGCCUGCGAUUGUGUUUUUUGAUGAGUUGGAUGCCUUGGGUGGUGUGAGAGGAGAUGGUAGCGGUACCAACAAUGUACAGGAACGUGUUCUCGCACAACUGUUAACUGAGAUGGAUGGUGUCACUCCUCUGGGCAAUGUGACAGUUGUUGGUGCUACAAAUCGCCCUGACAGGAUUGACAAGGCUCUCUUGCGUCCUGGACGUCUCGAUCGUAUUAUUUAUGUUCCACUGCCUGAUGCUGACACUCGGCGUGAGAUAUUCAUGCUUCAACUUGGACGUCGAACACCAGUUGCCUCUGAUGUAAAUGUUGAAGAACUUGUUCAAAGCACUGAAGGAUAUUCUGGAGCUGAGGUUCUUGCAGUGUGCCAUGAGGCAGCACUUAAAGCUCUAGAAGAUGAUUUGGAAACAGAUGUCGUUGCACAUAAACAUUUCCAGGCGGCUCUUCAGAUAGUCACACCUAGAACUCCUCCGUCCCUCUUGAAGCUCUAUGAAACAUAUCUACAAAGUUGAUUGAAUGAGAGGUUUGGAGAAACUACUGCAUACAGUGAGAGACUUGGUAAAUGAUGCAAGAUAUGUGAAGGAAGAUAAACAUUGAAUCAAACAGAGGAUUAAGAAACAACAAUUUUGAGUGAAAGAUAUUGUUUGUUAUAUUUUGUGCAUUGCAGUUAGUGGGUUAUAUUUCUUCUCAAGAUUCUAAUCAUUUAAAUUUGUUUAGGAGUUUGAAGAAGCAUCAAAGUCAGCAUAACACAACUAUUAAAUUUUUGAAGAAAAAAAGAAAAUGUUGAUUGUGCAUAAGAUUGUAAAAUAAAAAUUAAGAUAUUUUAAUGUUA
Schistocerca serialis cubense is the source of this 2869-nucleotide messenger RNA. RefSeq names its product ATPase family protein 2 homolog. Gene Ontology annotation, cellular component: cytoplasm. NCBI's taxonomy places the organism in Eukaryota, Metazoa, Arthropoda, Insecta, Orthoptera, Acrididae. The coding region runs from base 222 to 2549 and encodes 775 amino acids. The record is from RefSeq and is a predicted model, not a curated record. Gene Ontology annotation, molecular function: ATP binding; ATP hydrolysis activity. The transcript is spliced from 11 exons.